Molecule: messenger RNA, 3286 nt
Organism: Artibeus jamaicensis (Jamaican fruit-eating bat)
Lineage: Eukaryota; Metazoa; Chordata; Mammalia; Chiroptera; Phyllostomidae
Gene: STK26
Product: serine/threonine kinase 26
Exons: 12
Coding region: 251-1501 (416 amino acids)
Biological process (GO): protein phosphorylation
Molecular function (GO): ATP binding; protein kinase activity
Source: RefSeq, a predicted model, not a curated record
CUCUUCCUAAAGCGGCGAGGCGCAGACGAGAGGCAUCACUCGAGCCCAGGUCUCCGCCACCGCCACACACAGCGCUCUGCAUUAAGGAGUAGGAGCUGCAGCGGAGGCGGCGGCGACAGCAGGCCGGCGGGCGCCAAAAAGGCCCGGGUUGAAAAGCCUGGGAGGGCCGCGGAGCUACCCACGGAGGAGGAGCCAGCCCCAGCCCUAGGCGCUACCACCGAAGAAGCCGUGCGAAGCAGCAGUCGCAUUCAUGGCCCAGUCACCGGUGGCUGUACAAGUGCCCGGGAUGCAGAAUAAUAUAGCUGAUCCAGAAGAACUGUUCACCAAAUUAGAACGCAUUGGCAAAGGCUCCUUUGGAGAAGUUUUCAAAGGGAUUGAUAAUCGUACCCAGCAAGUGGUUGCUAUUAAAAUCAUAGACCUUGAGGAAGCUGAAGAUGAAAUCGAAGACAUUCAGCAAGAAAUAACCGUUUUGAGUCAGUGUGAUAGCUCAUAUGUAACAAAAUACUAUGGAUCAUAUUUAAAGGGUUCAAAAUUAUGGAUAAUAAUGGAAUACCUGGGUGGUGGUUCAGCACUGGAUCUUCUGCGAGCUGGUCCAUUUGAUGAGUUCCAGAUUGCUACCAUGCUAAAGGAGAUUUUGAAAGGUCUGGACUAUCUGCAUUCAGAAAAGAAAAUCCACCGAGACAUAAAAGCUGCUAAUGUCUUGCUCUCAGAACAAGGAGAUGUUAAACUUGCUGACUUUGGAGUUGCUGGCCAGCUGACAGAUACACAAAUUAAAAGAAAUACCUUUGUGGGGACACCAUUUUGGAUGGCUCCUGAAGUUAUUCAACAGUCGGCUUAUGACUCAAAAGCUGACAUUUGGUCAUUGGGAAUUACUGCUAUUGAACUGGCCAAGGGAGAGCCGCCUAACUCAGAUAUGCAUCCAAUGAGAGUUUUGUUUCUUAUUCCUAAAAACAAUCCUCCAACUCUUGUCGGAGAGUUUACUAAGUCCUUUAAGGAGUUUAUUGAUGCUUGCCUAAACAAAGAUCCAUCAUUUCGUCCUACAGCUAAAGAACUUCUGAAACACAAAUUCAUUGUAAAAAACUCAAAGAAGACUUCUUAUCUGACUGAAUUGAUCGAUCGAUUUAAGAGAUGGAAGGCAGAAGGGCACAGUGAUGAUGAAUCUGAUUCUGAGGGCUCUGAUUCGGAAUCCACCAGCAGAGAAAAUAAUACUCAUCCUGAAUGGAACUUUACCACCGUGCGAAAGAAGCCUGAUCCAAAGAAACUGCAGAAUGGGGCAGAGAAAGACCUUGUGCAAACUCUCAGCUGUUUGUCUAUGAUAAUCACACCUGCAUUUGCUGAACUUAAACAGCAAGAUGAAAAUAAUGCUACCAGGAAUCGGGCAAUUGAAGAACUCGAGAAAAGUAUUGCUGUGGCUGAAGCUGCCUGUCCUGGCAUCACAGAUAAAAUGGUGAAGAAACUAAUUGAAAAAUUUCAAAAGUGUUCAGCAGAUGAAUCCCCCUAAGAAACUUCUUGUUAUUGGCUUUUAUUUCAUACAGACCUAAAGAAACCACCAAAGUUACUUCAAGCUUAAUAAUGUUUAACUCAUGAGCUCCAUGUGCCUUUUGGAUCUUUGUAUCAUUGAAGAUAUGGAAGAAGCUAUUCAACUAUUUUGUGAUGGCAUUUAUCAUUUUAUAUUUUAAAAAAUAUUUUGUAAGGAAAAAUUUUAAUACUGUAGUUUCAUCCGUUUUCUAGUAAAUGUUGAGAUACAGUUUUGCUUUUAGAUAUUAUUAUAUAUGUUACUAGGAUGAAUACCUUUCAUGUUUUGAUCUUUAGUUAACUGUACACUGAUGAAAUAUACAGGUUUUUCAGAGUCACCCUAAAUAUUCAACUUUCGUAAAUCAUCAAGCAUCUAAAAUAUUUAACUCAAGCAUAUUCUACAAAUGACUAUUGGUGGGGAGGUGAAAACAAGCCACAGCUUCUUAAAUAGAAGGUUUUAAUAAACUCUUAGAAAUGAUACCUGGAAAGGUAUUGACUCCUCUGCAGAGUUGGUAUGAAAUUUCAGGUAGCUCAGUGAUGAUCACAUUGAAGAGCCCCGUGUUUAAAGCAUUUAUAGGCAACAUGUAGCAACUGACAUACUUCUUGGUGUGCAGUAUUUAUCUUCUCUUUGAGAAGAGGCAAUUAACCCUUAUUUAACAUGGUUGGGGAUUUAAUACAAUACCAAUUAGCCAAGGAUGGAAUUUUGGUAAUACUGUAGGAAUUAGUCAGGCUUUAUUUUUAACAUCUUCAAUUUAAAUAGCAUAUUAUGUCCUUGGAUUUAGGGAGCUUAAAAAGCUGAUUAUCAUGUGAUUAAAUACCUGAUCAACAGGUAGGAAUAUAAUUUACACCAGCAUAUUUUUGGUUCACAGGCUGGCACUCAAUCCACUGAGCCACACCAGCCAGGGUUAUACUAGCAUAGUUUUAUCAUGGUAGUAAAAUAUCCUAUAAACUAUUUAUACAUUUCUAUUCUUCAUAAUUACCCAGUACAUAAGUAUCAUUUGUUCAUUUUUGAAAGGGUAUUUAAAUAGGCAUUUUCUAGUUCAUAUGAAAAUAAUCAUAGUACGGGAUGAUUUCUGUCUGAACAAAGGUAAGUUAGACUGUACUGUUAAUUUUCAGUUAUAUUUAUGGUACUGUUAUGUGGGUAAUAUCUUUUUUAAGCCCAGUAUGUAUGUGUGUGUAUAUAUAUCCUGCCUAAGUUCUGAGCUGUAGUUGUAGAAUUAUUCAUGCUAGUUAAUUUUAAUAGUUAAUGUUUUAUUGUUUGGAAUUGCACAAUUUAGUUUUUACAUAAAGGUUAUUUAGUCAUUUUUAAAAAUCUGAAAAUUGCUAAAUAUUAGAAAAAAGAGAUUCUUUAAGAAUACACUUUUUAGUCAAAGUGGCCAUUACCUCUUUUUUUGUAAUAGUAAAGACACUUGAAUAAGUUGUUGUCAUGUCAGUAUGCCAAGAAAAUUAUUUUCAUUAGUGCCUAUACUUUCACAAUUAUUUUUAACACAUUGUAUUUUGAAGUAAUAUUUCAGUUAAAAUUUUCACAUUCUAUAUAACUGAAACUCAGUUACAGUUUAUAAACUGUAGAGGUCAGAGAAUAAAUUUGCCACUCAUGAAUUAAAUAAAUAUUUUUCUAAAAGUAAAAGCAACCAAUUUGUAAAUCUAUUAUUUGAAACAUUUACAACACAACUGCAUCAUGAAUAGAAAUUGUAUAGCCUAUUCAUUAUUGUUAUUAGUCCUAUAAACUGUUUCUAAGGGAAGUGUUUUGGGGUUUAAAAUAAAUAUUUAA